Ilex paraguariensis (yerba mate) is the source of this 294-nucleotide messenger RNA. The record is from the annotation of a GenBank genome assembly. Lineage: Eukaryota; Viridiplantae; Streptophyta; Magnoliopsida; Aquifoliales; Aquifoliaceae.
AAUUGUCAGAGUUACUUGCAGCUGUUUGGAGAUGCUAAAGCUGCUUCUGUCAAGUUGUCACCUGUGCGGAUGAUUGAGAAAGGACGAGGGAAAGGUGAAACAUGGCUUCCGUUAAAAGAUAAUGGAGUAGAAGCCAGUGUUGUCAAGGCAACAAUAUCCACUAUACCCGAAACUUUUAAAGUGUUCAGCAUUCGCUUUGUCCGACUAAAUGGCAUUCUGUUCGCACGCAUAAGUUUGGAGACAUUUGGGGAAGUAUUCUCUUUGGUUAAAGUGAUUUGGUGGCCUAAAUGGUAG